CACACGACACGGGGGCGCUCUCUCUGCAUAUACAUACACAAUGUUGUACGUAUAUUAUAUACAUACAUGUGCAGGCUCUGAACCAAAAGCCUGUGAGCUCUUUUUCUACUCCACUAAGGUUUAUUUGAUGAUUAGUUAAUUAAUUUAGUUUUAAGCCUUGUUCUCUCCGAGAUCUGAAGUAUGUGUUUCCAGCUCAUUGAAUGAGGUUGGGAGAAAAAAUGAAGCCGAGUACUCGGCUCAGCUCGGCUGUUUUUCAGCUCACUCCAACUCGAACCCGGUGUGAUUUGAUUAUCAUAUCAAAUGAUAAGAAAGAGAAAAUUGCUUCAGGAUUGCUAAAUCCUUUUCUUGCCCACUUGAAAACUGCUCAAGAUCAGAAUGCUAAGGGUGGUUAUACACUUUUGCUCGAACCAGGACCCAACAGUGAUGUAGCAUGGUUUACAAAGGCCACUCUGGAAAGGUUUGUUCGUUUUGUGAGCACUCCGGAGAUCUUGGAACGCGUGUACACCAUAGAAACGCAGAUCAUACAACUUGAGGAGGCAAUUGCCAUACAAAGCAGUAAUGACAUUGGGCACAGCACUGUGGAAUACCAUCAACGAAAACCAUUGGGAAGCUUUGAAGGUAAUGAAUCAACGGCUGUUUCAAAUGAGGAAAAAGCAAUCAUCCUCUACAAGCCUGGUUCACAAACAUCAGAAGCAAAGGGGUCGUCAUCACAGGAAGAAAAUUCGAAAGUCCAACUUUUGAAAGUCCUUGGGACCCGUAAAACAGCGCUACAAAAAGAACAAGGCAUGGCUUUUGCACAAGCUGUAGCAGCAGGGUUUGAUAUUGAUCACAUGGCACCACUUCUGUCAUUUGCUGAGUGCUUUGGAGCCUCACGUUUAAUGGAAGCAUGCUCAAGGUUCUUGGAGCUGUGGAAGAGAAAGCAUGAAAAUGGGCAAUGGCUUGAAAUUGAAGCAGCGGAGGCAAUGUCUGCUCGAUCAGACUUCUCAGUAAUGAAUGCAUCUAGUGCUAUUCUUUCUUCUGCGACCACCACCAAUAAUGACUUUAACCAUGACAUGAUCUUGGAGAAUAAUGGAAAAUCUGUCUCAGACAUUAACAUUGAUGAAAGGUCUCCGGCAGACUGCCCAAUUCCUAAUGGUCAAGAAAAACAUGUUCAAGGACAGUAUCCUCAUCUGAUGUUUCCUCCAUGGCAUGUGCAUGCUCCACCUGGUGCUCCACCAUUUCUUCAAGCAUACCCUGUUCAAGGAAUGCCGUACUAUCAGGCCUAUAUUGGAAAUGGCCCGUUUUAUCAGCCACCUCCCUCACCAAUGGAGCAUUCCCCACUUGCUGGUCAUCCAACAGGGCAAAAGAGGCAGCCCAUUGAUGGUAAAGAUAGCAAUACCAAGUCAGAGACGUGGGAGAGUGACAGGAUAAGAUCACAGGAUGGUAUGGAAAUUUCACACAGUUGUGAAGCACAGAAAAAGGCUGGAAGAUCUGUUAAAAAACAAUCAGGCAUGGUUGUCAUUCGGAACAUCAAUUACAUCACUUCUGAAGUGACAAAAUCUGAUAGUGAAUCCAGUGCAGAUUCAGAUACUGAUUUAGAAAAUGCUGAGUUUGAGGCUGAAGGUCUUGAUGUAAUACAUAAGAAGAGUUCGAGACAUCCGACCAGAAAAGUGAGCCAUUUGAAAUCAAAGGAUGAACCAAAUUUAAAUGACCAUGUCUUACAUUCCAGAAAAGAAAAUGAUGAUGGACACUGGCAAGCAUUUCAAAAAUGUUUACUUAGGGGAGCUAAUGAAGGUACUCAUACCUCUAAUGAGGGCCUGUUUGCAAUGGAAAAAGAUGUUAAAAUAAGUAGACAAGCAAAUAAUUUCAGCCACGACCAACUGGCUCUUGCUGGACGAGAAACAGGAGAAACACAAGAUACUAGGAUGAAUGGAAUCCACAAAAUUGGUGGAAGUAUGUCAUCCAGGCCCAUGGGAUCGAAUGAUGAAUUGCUUUUAUGUGGAGGAAAUAAUGAUUCCAGAGGAUAUGAAGAUCAAAUGAAUAUGCAAUUCAUGGAAACAAAUGGAAGGAGAGUUCCGUCUAAAACAAUGGGUGAUAGUUUUAUGAUACGUAGUCGAGGGAACCAAUUGAAGUCAUCAGAGCCAUUAGCUGUGGAUGGUUAUGAGCGUGCAGUCAAUAAGAAGAAUAAAGAGUCAUCGUCUGGUAUGGCUGAUGAAACUUUUUUAGUACCAUAUAGGUCAAUGUCAAUAGAUCAAGAUGGAGUAGGGAAGAGAACUGUUAUUGAGUUAGAUCCUGAGAUUCCAUCAAAACAUAAGAAAUCAGAAAGCAUUUCUAGCCGAAUGAGGAACCAAGUCAAUUAUGAGCCUGAUGAUUUGAACUUGAUGCCUGAACGUGGCACGGAAAAGAGGUCCAGUGGAUAUGACCCUGCUCUGGACUAUGAAAUGCAGGUAUGCACGGAAGGUUCUACUUCAGAGGAGAAAAGGAAAAAAGGAGUGGUUGAUGUCAAGGGAGGAUUAAAAAAAUCAGACAAGGAUAGGAGAUCGAAGGUUCCUUCAGACUCUCUGAAUAAGCAGAGAACUGGAGGACCUAUAAGGAAGGAAAAACAAUCAAAAAUAAAUCCUUUAGAAGAUGCACGAGCACGUGCCAAAGAGUUGAGAUCCUUCAAAGCUGAUCUCCAGAAAAUGAAGAAAGAGAAGGAAGAAGCAGAACUAAAGCGCCUUGAAGCUCUAAAGCUGGAGAGACAAAAGAGAAUUGCAUCUAGAGGAAGUUCCACCUCUGCCAAAUCAUCACUACCCUCACCUCAAACAAAGAAAUUGCCAUCAAAACUUACUCCCAUCACUAACAGAGGAUCCAAAUUUAGUGAUUCGGAACCUGGGUCAUCAUCACCCUUGCAGAGAUCCAAAGUCAGAACUUCAAUUGGAUCCAGUGAGUCACAAAAAGCCUCUACGGCCUCUAUGGAUCGGAUUAGAAGAUUAUCAGAGCCCAAAAUAAUCAGCACUUAUCCUGUUACUUCGAUGAAAGCCCGAAGUGCUGAAGCAGUAUCCAAGAGAAAGCUGUCCAUGGGGCCUGAGAGGAACAAAAUAUCUGCAGUUAUAAACCUUAAUAAUGAUAAAGCUGAAACUCCACCUGAAGUAAAAAUCAAAACAGAAAAAGCACCUGUGAACAUAGGCCAGAACAAAUCAGUGGUCAAGGGCACGCUUCAAUUGAAUGGAGUAAAGCCUUCUGCAUUCUCUAAAAAUGCUGAACUAAAUGUGAAAGAAUGCAGUAUAGCACAUCGAAAUAAUAUAGAUGACAACCCAAUAAUUGAGAAAACUAUUGUGAUGCUAGAGCAUGAGAAGCCUUCUAUUCCUGCUUUACAUUCAUCAGGGGGAAAGAUGAGCAUACGUGAUCAGAGGUUGGAUGAUCAUGACAGGGGAGAGAAUAGUGACAUCAUGUCUGAGCUAACUUCUAUAUGUGCACCAACUUUGCCUAUGGAUGGAGUUGAUAUAAAUUCCUUACCUAAUCAACCCCAAAAGCAAUCAGAUUCUAAUUCAGUGAAGAUAAAUAAUAAGGAGAAGGACCCUCCGAAGUUUUCUAGUGCCAUCACCGCCAAAAAAACCUAUCAGGUUCCAUAUGCUCGGGUCUCCUCUUUGGAAGACCCCUGCACUCGAAAGACCAAUUAUGGCAAAGCACCCUUAGCGAGCUCAGAUAUGGCAUUGCGAGUUGAAGAAACUGCUAUAGCCCGUGUUCCUGAUGUGAAAACCCUCAGAUUGGAAAAAAAUCUAGACUCGAUUCCAAUAAAGGAAUCAUCUAAAGGUUUUAAACGACUUUUGAAGUUUGGAAAGAAGAAUCAUUCUUCCGCUUCAGUUGAUUUCAGUGUGGAAUCGGGUGGUGCAAGUAUUGAUGGUUUUGAUAAGGGUGAUCAUGCAAGAAAUCCUGCUGCAUCAAGUGCAGUUGAUUCAUUGAAGAAUCUAAUCUCACGAGAUGAAACCCCAGCUGUGAGCAAUGCUUCUCGAAAGUCAUCUCGGCAUUUCUCUUUAUUGCCAUUUUGGAGCAAGUCAAGUGAAAAGAAACAAGCUUCGUAGAGUAUCAAGUCUGUUGAGGUGGUCAGCCUGGAUUAUGAGUUCAUUGAUAACAAGUUCAAGUGUACAUGGCCAGCAACAAGAAUAAUUAAUCUAAUAGUCAAAUGAUGGUGAACAUUAUCCUGCAGCCAUAAACUGUGUCAAUGGACAGAAUCUCUUGAGAAGUAUGACAGUUAUUGCAUCUUGGGGGAAGGUCCUAAAUUACUGAGAUAUUGAAUAUUAUUCACCCUUUUAGCAAUAAUCUACAAAGAGUUGAGACCAAGAGCUUAAUUUGAUUGAUAAGCACUUACCCUGGCCAGGCUGCUCAUGCAUGGACGGCUGACAGGAAAACAGGAAAGUAUGUUUAAUUUUUUGUGCUCUAAUAUCCAAAAUUAUUCCCUAGUAUAUUAGAGGUGUCAACUAACAAUUGGCACCAUGGUGAGCAAGAUUAAGCAAUAACCAAUAAUUAACAUGGUGUAUUAAUCGAAGCGAAUGAUAAGACAAGAAAUAAUGGUGUUGCUCAUACUUUUCAAAUUCUCAUUUGCUAAGCAUUCCGCUGCUUUUUGAGGGUCUUC
Molecule: messenger RNA, 4594 nt
Organism: Olea europaea var. sylvestris
Lineage: Eukaryota; Viridiplantae; Streptophyta; Magnoliopsida; Lamiales; Oleaceae
Product: COP1-interacting protein 7-like
Exons: 15
Coding region: 201-4043 (1280 amino acids)
Source: RefSeq, a predicted model, not a curated record